UUUCCUGUUUCUUUUUGAUCGUGAAGUGUAAUCAUGGCGGUCGGCAAAAAUAAGGGAACCUCCAAGGGAGGCAAGAAAGGAUCGAAAAAGAAGGUUGUGGAUCCGUUCACCCGCAAGGACUGGUACGAUGUGAAGGCCCCGAACAUGUUUUCGUGCCGGCAGGUCGGCAAGACCCUGGUCAACCGUACCCAGGGCACCCGGAUUGCCUCCGAUGGUCUGAAGGGCCGCGUGUUUGAGGUUUCUCUGGCUGAUUUGCAGAACGACACCGACGCGGAGAGAUCUUUCCGCAAGUUCAAGCUGAUUGCCGAGGAUGUUCAUGGCCGCAACGUGCUGUGCAACUUCCACGGAAUGGACUUGACCACCGACAAACUGCGGUCCAUGGUCAAGAAGUGGCAGACCCUGAUUGAGUGCUCGGUCGAUGUCAAGACCACCGACAACUACCUGCUGCGUGUGUUCUGCAUCGGCUUCACCAUCAAGGAUCAGGUUUCGCAGCGUAAGACCUGCUACGCCCAGCAUUCCCAGAUCAAGGCCAUCCGCAAGAACAUGACCCAGAUCAUCACCAACAACGUGACCAGCUCGGACCUGAAGGAGGUCGUCAACAAGCUGCUGCCCGACUCCAUCGCCAAGGACAUUGAGAAGGCGUGCCAGGGAGUGUACCCGCUGCACGACGUCUACAUCCGCAAGGUCAAGGUCCUGAAGAAGCCCCGCUUCGAUCUGGCCAACCUGCUGGAGCUGCACGGCGAUGGCGGUGGCAAGGGAGCCGAAGUGUCGACUGGUGCCGCCGAGGGUGGCGUCGUCGUGGACCGCCCCGAGGGAUACGAACCGCCAGUGCAGGAAUCGGUCUAAGGCGCGAGCGUGUGUUAUUCUGAGAAAUGUGUGUGUUCCCCCCCGUCAAGAUACAGCAACUAAAACCAACUCGCUGAUGGAUGAAAAAAGAACAGAAAUACAACACUAGCUUCGUUGUACAAGAA
Molecule: messenger RNA, 971 nt
Organism: Culex quinquefasciatus (southern house mosquito)
Lineage: Eukaryota; Metazoa; Arthropoda; Insecta; Diptera; Culicidae
Gene: RpS3A
Product: 40S ribosomal protein S3a
Exons: 3
Coding region: 34-846 (270 amino acids)
Biological process (GO): translation
Cellular component (GO): cytosol; ribosome
Molecular function (GO): structural constituent of ribosome
Source: RefSeq, a predicted model, not a curated record